AUGUUCCAGUUGUGUGUAACUGAAGUACUCGGUCGUGGUCGACAAUUGCAGCUGUGUACAUUCGACACCAAUUCGAGUUAUACAUGUACUUCUUGGUACAGUGCAUCAUUUAUAGGUUCUCGGAAGACGUGCUACUUUCAUAUUCGCUGUGAACUAGAUUACUAUGACGGUCUGGAGUCAUGUCGAUACAAUCGAUUCAACAUUGAGGUGUCCAGGGCGGUCCUCCAUGUCGAUUCAAAGUAUGUGUGUAUUAUACGUUGCCAACAUCAGUUUCCUAUAAACACCUGUGGGUGUGUCUGUUGGCAUAGAAAGGUAUUGUAAGAGCAGAAACCAGUCAACAGAACAGGCACAGAUCAAAGAACAAACACGACUACAUACCUCGAUCCUAAACGAAGACACGUAAAUCCACCAACAGGUACAGGAUGGACCAGCCCAAUGUUAGCCCCGGUCGAGGUCGAGGACGAGGAAGGGGGGAUAUCCUGAAGCAAGCCGUUGAAGAAACAGCAUCAACACGCAGGAUGACAUCCGAAGCAAAUGGUGGGAAAAUGUCUAAUAUCCAAGAAGGAGAUAAAUCCACUGUAUCAGACGAAGAUAUCAAGAAUUGGUUAAAACAGACGCUGACCAAACGCAAAGGUGGGAUAUGGAAAAAACAUUUGCGGACAUUCUUCAGCGAAAGCUUCCAGGUCAAUGCGCCAGAUGACCUAAUCGGGAAAAUACAGUGCUGGUCUGAUUUGUUUCAAAUUGACAGUAUUGCUGGAGGAGAAAUCGUACGCCUGUCAGAUAAAUUCCUCGCUGCACAAAAGGAAAAUGCGAUGUAUUUUGACUUUCAUUUUAAGGAAUCAAUGCCAAAAGUUGCAACUGUUCCGGACAAAUUUAUUCGGAUUUGGCUGAAGAAGGAACUGUGUAAAAGACAGAGCGGAAUUCCGAUGGCAGACAUCCCAAGUCUCUUCAAAGAAAGCUUUGGUGCUUCUGCCCCAGAAGAUCUAAUUACCAAACUACGGUCAUGGCCUAAUGUGGUUCAAAUACAAAGUGUUCAAGGAAGAGAUAUUAUGACGUUAACACCAAGAGCAUCCCCAUCACGCGAUCAUACGAAUCCACAAGACGAAGAUAUACACGCCAUGAAGCAAAGGAUUUCCACAGUCUGCAUACCCAAAGAAGGAACAUUUUGGGAUGUUCAUGUAUUAUGGUCGGAAAGCCCAACACUCUUUUGUUGUAUCCCGUAUAAUCAUCACCAGAAACUGUACUCGAUGAUGCAAGAGCUUAACGCAUACCUUGCCGCUAAAACAAGUACAAUCCCAAAGGCGUCACUGAUCCAAGGUGACGUAUAUGCGGGGAACUAUGACGACACUUGGUAUCGUGUUAUCUUUAAGGGAUUUUCAGAAGACAACAAGGUUAUGACUUGUUUGGCUGAUUACUGCUUUGAUGUAAAGCUCAGCAUGAGUAAUCUACAGGAACUACCAAACAGGUUUCACAGCCUUCCUUUCGGUAGUUUUAAAGCACGACUUCAAGGUGUUGAUCCAUCUGACGGGAGCAACCAAUGGUCCGAGGAAGCUAAAGAAACCUUUGCAAUGAUCACAAGUGCACGGGACUUCGUAUGUCUGAUGUGUGGCAGGCCAGAUGACAAUGAGGGGGUAUCAGUCAGACUUGUAGACACGUCCACUGACGAGGAUGUGGUGGUGGACGAAAUCAUGGAAGAGCUUGAUUUGGUUGUGCGUUCACCCUCAUACUAACAUGCGCCCUUCGAAGAUGAUAAUGUUUAAAUAAUGCUGAACCUUGUCCAUAGCUAGAAGAAGUUUCUGCUAAAAGUGGAGUAAACUGUAUGGUAC
Haliotis rubra (blacklip abalone) is the source of this 1826-nucleotide messenger RNA. RefSeq lists its product as uncharacterized. Gene Ontology annotation, biological process: spermatogenesis. NCBI's taxonomy places the organism in Eukaryota, Metazoa, Mollusca, Gastropoda, Lepetellida, Haliotidae. The coding region runs from base 423 to 1730 and encodes 435 amino acids. The transcript is spliced from 15 exons. The record is from RefSeq and is a predicted model, not a curated record.